UGACAUCGCUUACAUCGUGGCACGAAAUGGAAGGCAUCAAGAGUAACGUUCCCGGUCCAACACUGGGUUCGCGAUCGUGCCGGCAGGAGGUCAAAGAACGCGAAUCGCGAACUCAUGCGAUCGGCGCGUUGCUGGCUCUCUCUCUCUCUGUAGAGAGAGGAGCGUGGUCGCUCUCUCGUUGCUCGAACAUCAGACAAGGAGGAAGGAAUGAAAUGGAAGGAACGAAGAGGAAGGACAUAGCUGGUAUUCGCCAGCUGCCGUUGAACGUGUUCAAUGCCGUAGUCGGAGCAAGAAAGCGGUCGGAGAGAAGAGGUCGGUCGGUCGGUCGCUCCGCUUGGUCUCGCUUUUCUGGUGGGGAUAGAGCCGUGUGGGCCGACGGUGCUACUCCUGCUUCGUGUUUCUCUUUCGACUUCAGUCUCUCUCUAUACGUACUGGGAGGUAUCGGCAUUGUUGGCUCGGUUAGCAUGCUCUAGGCGGCUUGGCUCGCUCGACAGGAGCACCACCUGGACUGGCCUCUCUGUCAGGUAGGACCGAAACUGAGACGUUCCAUAGGGGGAACGAAAAUCUACCGACUUCUAUCCCUGGCAGACCUUUCGAUUGACAGUAGAGAGGAAACACGCGAACUCUCCAGCUCGCCUCCUGGAUCGAUCUUCAACCGGGUAGAUUGAACCAAUCCGACGUGACCCAUUGGAAUCUCUAUCGUCUACGUAACAAUCGUUCUUCGACUCGGUUCGAGGAUCCAAACUGUUCAAGAUAAAUCGUCCGUCGGUGUCUCAGGAAUUUCAGUGAAAUCAAUGUGUUGUAACGAGUAUCUAAAGAUUGUAAGACGAUCUUAGCAGGGAAAUAUAACGGCGCUGUAUCCGGCAGUGAUUGCUCCGCGCAAAGAGAGAAAACGUGUAAUGUGCCAGUAGGGAAGGCGAGCCUACGCCGGCUGCAAGUCGAGAUCAACGAUCCGGAGAUAAAGUAAACCGAGAAAACACACUAAAUACUUGUGAAUAUAUUAUUUCAAAAGGAGAUUUAUCGUUAUCCGUGCCCUGUACGAGAUCGGUACCAUUCAAAAAGUUGAAUCGUAAUAAUUCCUACGGUCGAUGCUGGCUCCGUCAGCCAGCCGUGAAGAUAAAACGACACGGAGAUCGAAGGAGAAGAAGAGAAAAAGACGGGAACUUAAUGCGCUAGUGGUAGAUGCAAGCACGGUUGACAGUCGACGAGGACGAAGCGAAAGGCAGCUUCGAACUCGUUAACCGGUUUCCGCGGAUCGGCAUGCAGAACGACACUCGGUGAAGACUACGUACGCCAACCAAGUGGAGCCGAGGAUCUUCCGUGCGUGUCCCACGCGUAAAGCGAUCGGACCGGUCUGCUGGAUCAGAGACGAAUGAUCACCUGCCAACGAUAAUAUACCUUACAGCGGUACAAGGUGGUACUGGAUAAUUCUCGAAACCGACCGUACCUGAAAGCAUGGAUACUGUAAAACGCUUUUAUUGUAACAGUCAGCCGGCCGAACGUUUAUAGUUACACCGUCGAUCCGUCGAGGACAAUUGUAAAAGCAAGGGGAAAGAAACAUUUACGGGAGGAUGUUAAAAUAGAAAAGAUCGAGACAACGUUCGUGGACUGAGAUUAUUAUUCUAGCGACUCCGAACGGAACUCCGGAUCACCGCGGGGACCAUCGAGGCGGGAAGGAAACACGGCUGUCCAUCAUCGGAACGUGCUUUCCUUGUGCUUCGACGAGGUAUUUCGAAUCGCGCGUGAUUCGAGUUUCUCGAAAAAAUUUCACCGGAUACAGGGCGAAAUAACGGAGUGUUCGAAGGAAUGCCAGGGUUGUUCGUGAGGCGCCGAUUUAGCCCUCCGCGAAGUGUAUCCUCUGAAAAGUGUGUCUGUUCGCUGAUAAGUGAAUGAACCACACUGGGUGAUGUCGAGUGCGUGGUUGCAGAGCCGGUGUGCCGGUACUGUACAAAUUAGAAAGUGUGCUAAGUGCCGUGGACAAGUGGAUGCCAAUUAAAUCAACGUCGAGUAUUACAGAGAACUUCGAUCGAAUCCUCGGUUUAAUCGAUAUUCUUCGAAAGUGUUCUGUCAUUCACGAAGCAUGGAGUAUAAUCACAAUCGGCUAUUAUUUUUCAGUAAAGAUACUCCGCGGUUGGAUAUAAAAGUUCUUCACGAUUUACAGUGGAUCGUGUGAUACGUCGAUACGGAAUAAUGAUCAGUGUAUCAGAGAUUUAUUCGUUUAUUAAAUAGAACAUUGUUGACGAGCAACUGAAAAAAUUGCCAAAAUUUCUCGAAAGCCACGAACCGUGCGCUUCGAAUCGUAUUGGAAGACGAAGAGGUGCAACGGUCGCCGUGGCAUGAGGAGGUUCACACGCAGGCGCAAAACCCUGGCCGCAUUCUCUGCGAUUAUGGGACGCCUUGGUAAAGGCUCGCAGAGCACGACAAGGCCCAUUUUCAGGGUACAGUAUCGCAAGCUCGUUGACGAAUACUCCCAGCAACAGGAUCAGCUGAAGUUUAUGCCAGCGUUGCCUGACUACAUGUCUUAUUGCUGUUGUCGAUGCGGGCACACUCAAAAACUCAAAGCGGAGGAGCUAAACACCAUCGUUGGCAAUGCUUUUCGUAUGGCAUACGUGGCGCAACUUCAGCGUCAACCGAUUCUUCAAGAUGUGAUCUCACCUCAAUCGUCGCCACCCUACCGCAAGGACAAACAAGAGAAUCGAUCUUCGUGGAACAAAUCGUUGGCUGGCGACAGUUCAAUUGCCGGCGCGGAAAGCAUUUGCAGGAAUUCAUCUUCGAAUUCGUGGUUAAAAAGUCGGACGUCGCCCACGUCCAGAAGUGGAAGCGGCUCGUCUGCGGCGGACAUGAACGUGCAGCUCGGCAGUGCCGGCUCGCCCACGCUGCGACUCGCCAGCGUGAAGGCACCGACUUCGAUCCCCGGUCUACGGCCGACGCACAAUUUUACGAACGUGCUCGGUCCAAUAACGAACGAGGACGAGCCGAAGAGUAUCUCUCAGCAAAGCACGCCAAGCAGCGAUGAGAGCAACUCGCCAACGGAACUAAACUCGUAUAAGAGACUAACGGACAAGCCGCCUCUGAUAAAGCGGCUGGCGAUGGGUUUGACAGGUGGACGUGAUGUUCUUGGACUGAACGGUGAGGAUGACAGCUGCCCCCUCGUCAGUGGUAGCAGCACACCGACGAGCCCAUCGAACAGGCCGCAUUCUGGGGGCUAUAUAAACGAGGCGAUCAUCGACUCGGAGGGUACGAGGUCAGCCUACAAUAAGAUACCCCCGUCCGAGAGCCUGGAUAACACCAUCAAUGCUUCAAUUACCGCGAAAAACUUAAAUAUUGAAAAUAACAGGAUAGGGCAUAAUUCUCCUAGCUCGGGGACGGAAACAGAAUUUAAAUCGAAGAGAAGAUCUCAGAUUAGUACUUCGAGCAGUUCGGUACCAGCUGACGGAAGUACUCACGGAUCGACACCAACCCCUCCGCCCCUUCCCGAGAGAACGGAUAGCCUAAAUAAUCGCAGCGAAGAAGCGGAAUUGCGCAAAGCUCCCUGGUUUCAAGCUGGAAUACCAAGGGAAAUAACGUUGGAGGUGUUGAGCCAAGAACCGGAAGGAGCGUUCAUGGUGCGGGAGAGUACCAGUAAACCCGGAUGUUAUGCCCUUUCGCUUCGAGUGCCGCGCGAAUUCCAACCAAGCGGAAUAGCCCAUUAUCUUAUAAUGCGUACGAACAAAGGCUACAAAAUUAAGGGCUUCACGAAGGAAUUCACAACCCUAACCGCUUUAAUUACUCACCACUCGGUGAUGCCGGAAUUACUGCCGUGUCCAUUGUCAUUAAGUCGAUACAAUCCUAGCUUUGUGAAAAGCGACUCUAACAAAGACUUCGCAGACAUCGAUUCGGAUCCCGAUUACAAUACCUUAGCCGACUUCCGUAAAAUGAUGGCUGACCUGAAUGUCUAGAAUGAAGUUCGCAAUCAAAUCGGGGAAAAAAAUCGAUCAAUACAUUCACCGAUGCUCUUUGAAAACGAGCAACUAAAACAAAUUCGUUUCAAGGAACGACGAGUAAUUGAAAUACGUACUUCGAUCGUGCACCAAAUCGACGUAAUACGAUUUUAUAGAGAACCUUCAUCACCUUGAAUUACCAUGACAUUUCACGCGAAUCGUGCUCGUCGAUUAACUAAGGAAUUUUCUUUGCUAAUUGAUACCGAGUGAAAAAUGCCGUACGUUCAGGCGGUGAUACGUAUUCGUAAGUCAUUGAUAGGUGUAAGGAACAUAGCCUAAGUAACUUAAUGAAUCGCCACUAUUAACGGAAACAAGAGCGAAUCAAAAAGUCGGAGGACGCGCAGCAGGGAAGCCUAUUCCAUAUUAGUAGAUCAAUUCACAGAGUUUGCGUUGAACAGCCGGUAACUUAGUACGAAUUUAGCUGAAUCGAAUUGAUAAUCAUUUGCAAACUCUCAAUCCGUUGCAUCAGAUACAUCUUAACGCCAGCUCUGUGAUCGAUACAAUUGUUCGCAGGAUUUUUCACGAACUAUAGUAGCGUUUCGAUCGAAUGAAAGUUAUUACAAGAACGAAAUAUUAUAUAUUUUUCAACGAUAUCACAAAUGUCUCUUGACUGAUUUUCGUUCGGACGUUUGACGUUUUUCAUUUAAAGGUCAAAGUUUGCGAACGUUACUUAGAAGUUAUGCUGUAUCCUCGAAAUUAAACCAUGAAACAUUGCUAGAAAAAUUUAGUCUACUAGUUUAUAAUUUUCAGUAACUUAAAUACAAUACUUUCCAUUGUAAUCAAUUAAUUUCUUGGCGACUUUUUCAAAAUUCCACCGUUCUCGAUUCACGCCCGCUAAAUAGUGCUUUACAAAAUUAAUGUAAAUGUGUUUAUAUGUAUAUAAAUUAUAAUUAUUGUUAUACAAUACUACUUAUAUUUAAUUACACGAGAUCGACGGCAGCGUUAGGGAGAACUGCAGCCACGAAACUCUAACCGGACACGGAGGCGGAGGUGGAUUCCAUGGAACUUAUUAUAAUGAUAAGACGAAGAAAUGUAACCUUGCAGUGGUAAUUUAAUUACACGACUAAACUAGUCUUGUACAGAGUUUAUGUGAGCAUAGUAAAUAUUAAAAAAGAAAAGAAACGAAUCGAAUAAAAAACUAAAAUGUAUGAUCAUGUGUGUGUAUUAACAGAUGUUGAUGAACAAAACCGGAAAAACUUUGUGCGGUUUUUAUAUACCCAAGAAUAUAAAAAGUUUAAAAAAAUGCUUAUUGAACGAUAUGGCACAUUGAAUCAGAUUUAACGAACGGCAUAAUACCGUCGAUUUAUCCUACAAAGCAUAGAUGAGACAGCUGGUGAUCAAUAAAUAAUAAAAUAGUAAUAUUUUAAUAAGAAGUUUACCCACGUUCGAAUAUCUGGUAUUAAAUUCAACAGACAACACUCUAUAUCAUAUUAAGAUUUAUAUAUUUAAAAGAAAAAGAAUCGGAUAAACGUGUUUUGCAUUGAUUUAUUUAAACCGAAAUCAACCGGAAGUGUAAUAUUUACCAUGUAAGCUUCAGAAGUGUAGAUGAAACGAAGAUGCGAUAACUUAAAUCGCUCAUUAACAGGGAAUAAGAUUUGCUAUAAUUUCAAUAAUUUACGAACAUUCAAUGUACUUCGACAUCAGAAACGAGGUACAGGAUUAAUUUUUAUAUCAUCAAAUUGAUUGACGUCUGAUAAGGUAAAUACGCAAAGAAACUAAGUGGAAAUUAAUAAAUCAUUGUAAGCUACUCUAAGCGAGACAUUAAUCACUGCUUGAAAUUUGUAACGUUUUACGAAUCAUUAUAGCAAUGCGUUGUAUAAUUUCAAUAAAAUUAUUUAUUACAAUAAA
This is a messenger RNA of Osmia lignaria (orchard mason bee), 5828 nucleotides long. Its product is annotated as EGFR adapter protein. The record is from RefSeq and is a predicted model, not a curated record. Lineage: Eukaryota; Metazoa; Arthropoda; Insecta; Hymenoptera; Megachilidae.